CCUGAGAUCGUCACCAUGGGGGAGAACGACCCUCCUGCCGCCGAAGCCCCCUUCUCCUUCCGAUCGCUUUUUGGCCUUGAUGAUUUGAAAAUAAGCUCGGUUACACCAGAUGCAGAUGAAGUCGCUGCCCAGAUCCUGUCGCUGCUGCCACUGAAGUUCUUCCCCAUCAUUGUCAUGGGGAUCAUCGCGCUGAUAUUAGCACUGGCCAUUGGUCUGGGCAUCCACUUUGAUUGCUCUGGGAAGUACAGGUGCCGCUCGUCCUUUAAGUGUAUUGAACUGACAGCUCGAUGUGAUGGAGUCUCGGACUGCAAAGAUGGAGAGGAUGAAUACCGCUGUGUCCGGGUGAGCGGUCAGCGCGCCGUGCUGCAGGUGUUCACAGCUGCUUCGUGGAGGACCAUGUGCUCUGAUGACUGGAAGGGUCACUACGCAAAAGUCGCCUGCGCCCAGCUGGGUUUUCCAAGCUACGUCAGUUCCGAUAGCCUCAGAGUGAGGUCCCUGGAGGAGCAAUUCCAGGAGGACUUUGUCUCCAUCAACCACCUUUUGCCAGAUGACAAGGUGACUGCCUUACAUCACUCCGUGUAUGUGAGGGAGGAGUGCGCCUCCGGUCACGUGGUUACCUUGAAGUGCACAGUCUGUGGUCUGAGAAGAGGCUACAGCUCACGCAUCAUCGGUGGGAAUGAGUCCCUGCUGUCACAGUGGCCCUGGCAGGUCAGUCUUCAGUUCCAGGGGUACCACCUGUGCGGAGGCUCCGUCAUUACCCCACUGUGGAUUGUCACCGCUGCACACUGUGUCUAUGACCUAUACCUCCCCAAGUCAUGGACCAUCCAGGUGGGCCUCGUGUCCUUGCUGGACAGCCCAGCCCCUUCCCACUUGGUGGAGAAAAUCAUCUACCACAGCAAGUACAAGCCAAAGAGGCUGGGCAAUGACAUUGCCCUCAUGAAGCUGGCCGGGCCACUCAUGUUCAAUGAGGUGAUCCAGCCCAUCUGCCUGCCCAACUCGGAGGAGAGCUUCCCUGAUGGGAAAGUGUGCUGGACGUCAGGAUGGGGGGCCACCGAGGAUGGAGGUGACGCCUCCCCUGUCCUGAACCACGCGGCUGUGCCUCUGAUUUCCAACAAGAUCUGCAACCACAGGGACGUGUAUGGUGGCAUCAUCUCCCCAUCCAUGCUCUGUGCAGGCUACCUGAAGGGUGGUGUGGACAGCUGCCAGGGUGACAGUGGGGGGCCCCUGGUGUGUCAAGAGAGGAGGGUGUGGAAGUUGGUGGGAGCCACGAGCUUUGGCAUCGGCUGCGCCGAGGUAAACAAGCCUGGUGUCUAUACCCGCAUCACCUCCUUCCUGGACUGGAUCCAUGAGCAGAUGGAGACAGUGUGGUGCCUGCCUCACUCUUGGCAGCCAGACUGGAAUGACAGCCAGGAGAGAAAACUGUGGCCAGAGCACCCCUAA
This is a messenger RNA of Nycticebus coucang (slow loris), 1440 nucleotides long. RefSeq names its product transmembrane serine protease 3 (gene TMPRSS3). Bases 16 to 1440 code for a protein of 474 amino acids. Gene Ontology annotation, biological process: proteolysis; acrosome reaction. The record is from RefSeq and is a predicted model, not a curated record. NCBI's taxonomy places the organism in Eukaryota, Metazoa, Chordata, Mammalia, Primates, Lorisidae. Gene Ontology annotation, molecular function: serine-type endopeptidase activity; protein binding. The transcript is spliced from 12 exons. Gene Ontology annotation, cellular component: membrane.